Durio zibethinus is the source of this 1765-nucleotide messenger RNA. It is a transcript of the gene EDA8, whose product is annotated as Putative membrane lipoprotein. NCBI's taxonomy places the organism in Eukaryota, Viridiplantae, Streptophyta, Magnoliopsida, Malvales, Malvaceae. The record is from RefSeq and is a predicted model, not a curated record.
AGCGGCAGCUUUCUUUUCACCCGAAACCUAUUUCCGCAAAUAAAUAAAAAAUGUAAGGACACAAUGGUCCAUUAAAAAACAAAUCGAAACAUAUGAAGGGCCGAGAAAGCAACAGAAAGUUAAGAAAACCCUGAUUAUCGAGUUCUGUGAGAUCUGCUAAAAAAACACCAUAGCCACUGCCAAAGCCCCCCAUCUCUUUUUCUUUCCCUCUUUCUGAGAGACAAAGAAAGAAAAGAUUGACUGCCUGGGAAGAGAUAAAAACACACCCUUUUGGAUCUAUUUUUCCUUUCUUUUUUCUUGGCUUUCAGUUUCGUAGUUUUUAUUUUUUUAUUUUUCUAUUUAUCUGUGAGUCUCCUCCUCCUCCUCCUAUAAUUUGCUUUUUUUUUCAUAUUUGUUUGGUUAUUAUUAUUGGAUAACCAAUAAAAUAUGAGGAUUCGGAAGAACGCGAAGCUGGCAUCGCUGAUAUACCCGCAAGGUUCGAGGCCUGAGAGUGUGCACGUGUGCCAACUGAACCAGUCGCCAUGGGAUGUGAUUCCUUUCUCUCAAGAACCAUACCCAUCAUCAUCAUCUCCUCAUCACCAGUUUGAAGCUGAAGAUAGCUUUAACGGAAAUGGGAGCUUAGGCGAUUCUAUUGGUGCUGUUGAGAGCAGCGUAGCUUCGAUGAUGGAGAGUGAAGAGAAAGCGAUUAUGAAAGUGGAAGGCAUGGUUAUUGACGAUAAUGACGAUAAAGAUGAGUUGAAAAUAGGCAAACAAUUUGGGUUUAAGAGCCAAUGCGAAGCGGAAGAGAAGGAAUCUAAGCAAGAGGCUUUGCUGAAAUCUUGUAACAACAGCUGCGAUAAUGGAAAUAAUCCCUGCAAGAAAGCUGAGAAGAAUAAUCAGCUAACGGGGAGCCGCCGUGGACGAGCCCGAGCAGCGAAGAAAGGAUCAUCAUCAGGAUCGAAUCCGUAUGAAUUUUACUAUUAUUCUGGGUUUGGGCCGUUGUGGGGAAAAAGAAGAGGCGGCAGCGAUAGAGUAGGCGAAAUCAGCAAGAAUAUUAUUGAGGCUAAAGAAGUUGAAAACAAUAGCAGCGCUGUCACUACUCAAAACAACACGACGCCGUCUUCUUCUUUACAAAUCAAUAAUAAUGAAGAAUUUGAUUAUGUCGAUGAUGAGGAAGAUGAUGAUGAUGAUGAGGAUGACAAGAAUGGAGAUAGUGGCAAGAAACGAAUGAGGAAGCCCAUUAAAGCAAGAUCGUUGAAGUCCCUAAUGUGAAGGAAAAAAAAAAGGUUUGGGCUUCUUUUCCCUUCUCUUUGUUGUUGUUGUUGUUUUUUUUUUUUUUCAUUUCCUUUUGUGUUUAAAUGUGUUGAGAUUACCGUAUUUUUCAUUUGUUUUCUCUUUUAUGGCAAGUUCAAGUGUUUUUAUUUUAUAUUUUUAGGGUUUUAGAUUUAAGUAAUUUAAUUUUGGGUGGUUUUGUUUUAUAUGAUGUUGGGUUUUGUCGUGGGUGAGAGUAGAGUUUGCUCUGCUAACCUGUCAGUACCAAAGAUAUUGUUGCGUGUGAGUCGCGUGGACCAAAACGGGGUAUGUUAGUCAAAUGUCUGAAUGUAAGGGCGGUUUUGUAAUUUCGAACUUGUUUUUUAUUUUUUUCGGUUUUUUUUCAACGGGUUGCGUUGAUCUUUAACGGAUUGGGUGACGUGGCGUUGUGGGAUUCUUGUGCUUAAAUUUUUCUAAAACAAACCAAAACGGUCACUCUUGAUAAAUUAUAUUCUUAUGCACAUAAAUUUUUUGA